UAAAAAUUAAAUAAAAUUUACUUGUAUUUUAAGGAUAAUAAAAGUUGAUUAUAAAAUACAAUAUAAAAAAAAUUAACACAAGGAAAAGAAAAAUAAUUUCCUUGAACAACAAUUAACACAAAAAAAAGUUUCAGAAAGCUGAAGAAUUGUGAAUUUUGCAUUUUAAUGGUGAAUCCGUUUUAAAAGUGUUUAACUACUAAUAAUUAUAUUUAAAAUUAUAAAUAAUAAAAUACUCUUGGGAAAAAAGUAGUUGGAUUGAAUAAUAUUAAAAAUUAAAACUGAAAAUAUAACAACCUUAAAUAUUGAAUUUUAAAACAAGAAAAAUUUUCAUUGUAUAAAAAAAACUUUGACAUUCAAUUCAAAUUGUCAUAAAUAAAAUAUAAAUUGUUAAGGAACAGCAACAACAACAAUAUUAUUAAAAAUUUACCGCUAUCGAGAAUAACAAAUUUUGAAUAGAAAUCAAAUAAUUACAAUUUUGGAAUAAUUGUUAAUUUUGUUCUUUUUAAUAAAAAAUUUAAGAAAUUGUGAAUUUUCUUUAAACAAAAUAAACAUUUAUUUUACACAAGAUCUGUGCAUUCAAUAAUUAAUUUGUUUUUUUAUUUUAUAAAAAAAAAUUUUUGGAAUAACAUUUUUAAUAUUUUUAAUUGAAUUUUUUUAAUUAUAUACUUAGCUACUACACCUAUAACUUUUAUAUGAACAUAAUAAACUUUUCAUAUUUUAAUUAUAAAUGAAUUAAAUGAGAACAUUUAACAUUUUUUUUGAAAAAAAAAAAAAUUAUAAAAAGUGAAGAAUAAAAAAAAAUAGUGAAAAUUUUUAUAUACUUGCAAAUUAUACCGACAUAUAAAUAAGUAUAUACAUAAUAUAAAAAUAUACACACGUUGGAUUUUAAGCCGAUUACUCAAAACUUGAAUAGAAAUAAAGAAAAAAGGACGAAUAAGGAAGUUGAUUCUUUUUUUUAAUUUUCUGAACGAGAAAAGGAUUUAUAAACUUUUAUAAAAGAAAAAAUUUAUUUUGAUAAGAAAAAAUAAUUAUUUAAAAAAAAAAUGGGUACUUUUGACUGUUGGAAUGCAUUUUCAUUAUCAAAUGAUGAAACAGAUAGAAUGGAAUUUUUAUUAGAUAGAGAAAUUGAUACAUACGUAUGUAAUAAUUAUGACGAUCUAUCAUUUAUACAUUCAGAUCUAUAUAAUUUGGAUACAUAUCGUAGUAUACAUGAUGAUAUAAAACAAAUUGAAUCAUCUGGUUCAACAGCAGCAUCAGAUGCAAGUGUUACAUCAGAACCAGAAAUAGAUAUAAAACCAAAAACAGAAAUACGUAAUGUUGAUUGUAUGUGGUCUGGUUUAGGUAAUUUAUGGGAUAGAAAAACAACAAAUCAAAGAUCAAAUAAUCAACAACAAACACAAUCACAACAGCAACAACAACAACGACAACAAAAUUCUUCUUUAAUACAAAAUAAUGGUGUUAAUUCAAAUUAUGGUUUAAAUGGUAUUAAUAAUAGCAGUAACACAAAUAAUAAUAGUAAUAAUGGUGGUAGUAAUAACGGUGGAAUAUCAACAGCAACAACAACAAAAUUAUCAGCAAAAAAUAUACAAAAUAUUCCACCAGGUGCAUCAUUAUUAAUUAAUUCACGUUUAAAUCAACAAAAGAAAUCACAGUCAUCACCAUCAUCUAAAUAUCAUAAUAACAGCAAUAAUAAUAGUAUAUCAACAUUAAUACCAAAUAUAUUGGCAUCAGAUUUCAUAAAAGAUCGUGAAUCAAUGCAACAGCAACAAAGUCAUCAUCAUAAUCAUCAUCAUAAUAAUUAUAAUAAUAAUACAUCAAAUUUAUUAAAUAAUAAUAAUAUAAUAUUAGCUAGACCAGAUACACCAUUAAGUUUAGAUGAUGAUGCACCAGAAUUUAAACAUUCUGUUGAUUUAGCUGCAUGUAUAACAGGAUCAAAUAAUAUAUGUUUAGAUUUAAAUAAUAUACAAGAUACAACUGAUAAAAUGAUUAUAAAUAAAUUAAAAGAACAAUUAGAAGAUACAAGUACAGAUAAUAUUGAUAUUAGAAAUAUAAUACCAGGUAAUAAUAAUAAUAAAAAACGUUCCUUAACAGAAGUUUUACAUGCAAUUGGUUCAAUUGAUAAAGAUUAUUUUUCAAAUGAUAAUAAUAAUUUUAUAAAUCUUGGAAGUAAUAAUAUUGAUUUAUUAACAAUACAACAGCAUAAUAAUAUUAUAAAUCAACAGAAACAAAAACAAACAUCAAUAUAUGAUUAUGGUUCAAAUACAGCACCAGAUAGUGAAUUAUCACAAUCAAGUUCAGAAUCUGAAGGUGAUGAUUUAGAUGAUGAUGAUGAUGAUGAAGAUGAUGAUGGUGAAUAUGAUGAUGAUAAUAUUAUAAAUAAUAGUGAUGUUAUUGGUGUUAUUGAUGGUGUUAAUGGUGGUGUUAAUGAUAGUUGCGGUAAUGGUAUUAAUAAUAAACAUGUUUCAAAUAUAUUUAGAAUACCAUCAACAUCACAAUUUCGUAAAAAUAACAAUUAUACAACAUAUAUUGAUCAUAGUUAUACAAGAAGUAAUGAAAGUAAUGUUGAUGUUGUUGGUAUUGGAUUAGAGACGCCAUCCGAUUCUGACGAAGAAAUUGAUGUUGUAUCCGUUGGUGAUAAAAAACUUCCAACAAAUCCAUCUGAUAAAGAUAGAAAAGCAUUACAAAAUAAAGUAGCAAAUAAAUUUUCAGCGAGAAUUGUUAAAACACCGAAUGGUAUUAGAACGAUACCUCCAAGAAAACGUGGUACAUUUGAUCCACCAUAUGCAAUUAUGCCUAUAUCUAAUAUGACAACGAGUCCAAUUAAAACAAUAUCAGUUGGUGGUGGUGGUAGUAAUAGUAAUCCACGUUAUAAUAAUUCACAAUGUUCUAAUACAAAUAUUAAUAAUAAUAAUAGCAAUAAUUUAAUUAAAACUCAACAACAAAAUAUUGAUAGUAGUAAUAAUAUUAAUAAUAGUAAUAAAUAUAACAAUAAUAAUAAUAAUAAUAAUAAUAAUAAUAGUAGUAAUAAUAGUAUAUCGGCUGGCCGAAAACGUAAUGUUAAUAAUAAUAAUAGUACAAUAUUAAAUAUAAAAAAUCAACAAAAUGAUGAAUAUUUACCUCCUAGUAAAAGAAGUCGAAAUAAUAAUAAUAAUACAACAAUAACAAAUAAUAGUAAUAAUAAUAGCAAUAAUAACAGCAGUAGUAGUAAUAAUACAACAACAAGUAAAAGUAGUAAUAAAAAAUCAUCAAAUAGUAAAAAGAAUUAUGAUAUGGAAGAACAGGAUACAAUUGAAAAACGUAAUUUACAUAAUGAUAUGGAAAGACAACGUCGUAUUGGAUUAAAAAAUUUAUUUGAAGAAUUAAAACAACAAAUACCAAGUAUAAAAGAUAAAGAAAGAGCACCAAAAGUUCAUAUAUUACGUGAAGCAGCAAAAUUAUGUGAACAAUUAAUGCAUGAUGAAAAAACAAUAUUACAACUUAAAAAUCAAUUAAUAAUGCAAGUACACAGAAGAAAAGAAAUAUUGGAGGCGAAAUAUAAAUAAAAAAAGAAACAACAAAAUUAAAUAAAAUAUAAGAGAGAAUAAAAAAAACAAACUAAUGAAAUUUAACUUUAAGAUAAAUGAAAAAAGAAAUGUAAAUAACAUAUUAAUGAAAUUUAUAUAAAAUUUAAAAUAACACAUAACAGCAAAUAAAAAAAAAACAAAACAAAUGAAUACAAUGAACUAACACUUAUUAUAUACACAUAUUAAACAAAACAAAAUGUAUAAAAUUAUAUAUAGUUAUAAAGUAUAAUAAAAUAUCAAUAAUGUUAUACAAAAUAAAACCAAACAAAAAAUUUAAAUUGCAUAUAACACUUUAAUAUAUAUAAUUAUUAUAAAAGAAAAGAAAGAAAGAAGAAAAAAAAAUUAAAUUUUUAAGAAGGUAAAUAGAAAAGGAGAUAUGUUUUUUUUUUUUAAUUUUUUUUUUGUGUAAAUAAAACAAAGAAAACUAUUAAAUACUAGUCAGGGGGGUGUUUAUUAUUAAAUUUAAAGAAGAGAAAAAAUUGUUAAAUUAAAUAAUUAUUAUAAAAAUGAAUAUAUUGUAAUGUUAAAAAUAAAUGAAUUAAAAAUAAAAUAAAUGAAAAUAUAUAUUUUGGAUAAUUAAAUAAGAAAAAGUAAAAAAAAAAAAUACAUAAAUAAAUAAUUUAAGAUCAGAAAAUUUAUAAGCAAUUGAAAUAAAAGAAUAGAUGACCCUCCCUGUCUGUUAACUGUCGAUUUAUAUAUGUUAAUUUUUUAAUUUUUAAAAAUAUUUUUUUUUUAUUAUUAUUAUUAUUAAUUAAUUAAUUGAUAAAUAUACAUAUUUUUUUUACAUUUUUAUAUAUUAUACAAUUUAUAUUUACUUAUAAAAUACACAUAUAAUAUAUUUAUAUAUAUAAGAAAAAAAAAUUUAUAUAUUAAUGUAAAAAGUUUAAAAAAUGUAAAAUGUAAUUUUUAAGCCUUUUUUUUUUA
Condylostylus longicornis is the source of this 4487-nucleotide messenger RNA. RefSeq names its product myc protein (gene Myc). The record is from RefSeq and is a predicted model, not a curated record. Gene Ontology annotation, biological process: regulation of transcription by RNA polymerase II. NCBI's taxonomy places the organism in Eukaryota, Metazoa, Arthropoda, Insecta, Diptera, Dolichopodidae. Bases 1044 to 3542 code for a protein of 832 amino acids. Gene Ontology annotation, molecular function: protein dimerization activity; RNA polymerase II cis-regulatory region sequence-specific DNA binding; DNA-binding transcription factor activity, RNA polymerase II-specific. The transcript has 3 exons.